This is a messenger RNA of Closterium sp. NIES-65, 25773 nucleotides long. NCBI's taxonomy places the organism in Eukaryota, Viridiplantae, Streptophyta, Zygnematophyceae, Desmidiales, Closteriaceae. The record is from the annotation of a GenBank genome assembly.
AUGGACGUGGACGUGGACGUGGACAUGGACGUGGACGUGGACAUGGACGUGGACGUGGACGUGGACGUGGACGUGGACGUGGACGUGGACGUGGACGUGGACGUGGACGUGGACGUGGACGUGGACAUGGACGUGGACGUGGACGUGGACGUGGACGUGGACAUGGACGUGGACGUGGACGUGGAAAUGGACGUGGACGUGGACGUGGACAUGGACAUGGACGUGGACGUGGACGUGGACGUGGACGUGGACAUGGACGUGGACAUGGACAUGGACGUGGACGUGGACGUGGACGUGGACAUGGACAUGGACGUGGACGUGGACGUGGACAUGGACGUGGACAUGGACGUGGACGUGGACAUGGACAUGGACGUGGACGUGGACGUGGACGUGGACGUGGACAUGGACGUGGACAUGGACGUGGACGUGGACGUGGACGUGGACGUGGACAUGGACGUGGACGUGGAAAUGGACGUGGACGUGGACGUGGACAUGGACGUGGACGUGGACGUGGACGUGGACGUGGACGUGGACGUGGACAUGGACGUGGACAUGGACAUGGACGUGGACGUGGACGUGGACGUGGACGUGGACGUGGACGUGGACGUGGACGUGGACGUGGACGUGGACGUGGACGUGGACGUGGACAUGGACGUGGACUUGGACGUGGACGUGGACGUGGACAUGGACGUGGACGUGGACGUGGACGUGGACGUGGACAUGGACGUGGACGUGGACGUGGACAUGGACGUGGACGUGGACGUGGACGUGGACGUGGACAUGGACGUGGACGUGGACGUGGACGUGGACAUGGACGUGGACGUGGACGUGGACAUGGACGUGGACAUGGACGUGGACGUGGACGUGGACGUGGACAUGGACGUGGACGUGGACGUGGACAUGGACGUGGACGUGGACAUGGACGUGGACAUGGACGUGGACGUGGACAUGGACGUGGACGUGGACGUGGACAUGGACGUGGACACAUGGACGUGGACAUGGACGUGGACGUGGACGUGGACGUGGACGUGGACGUGGACGUGGACGUGGACAUGGACAUGGACGUGGACAUGGACGUGGACAUGGACGUGGACGUGGACAUGGACGUGGACGUGGACAUGGACGUGGACGUGGACGUGGACGUGGACGUGGACGUGGACGUGGACGUGGACAUGGACGUGGACAUGGACGUGGACGUGGACGUGGACGUGGACGUGGACAUGGACGUGGACGUGGACGUGGACGUGGACAUGGACGUGGACGUGGACGUGGACAUGGACGUGGACGUGGACGUGGACGUGGACGUGGACAUGGACGUGGACGUGGACGUGGACGUGGACGUGGACGUGGACGUGGACGUGGACGUGGACGUGGACGUGGACGUGGACGUGGACGUGGACAUGGACGUGGACGUGGACGUGGACAUGGACGUGGACGUGGACACGGACGUGGACAUGGACGUGGACGUGGACAUGGACGUGGACGUGGACAUGGACGUGGACGUGGACGUGGACAUGGACGUGGACGUGGACGUGGACAUGGACGUGGACGUGGACGUGGACGUGGACGUGGACGUGGACGUGGACAUGGACGUGGACAUGGACGUGGACGUGGACGUGGACGUGGACAUGGACGUGGACGUGGACAUGGACGUGGACAUGGACGUGGACGUGGACGUGGACGUGGACGUGGACGUGGACGUGGACAUGGACGUGGACAUGGACGUGGACGUGGACGUGGACGUGGACAUGGACGUGGACGUGGACAUGGACGUGGACGUGGACGUGGACGUGGACAUGGACGUGGACGUGGACGUGGACAUGGACGUGGACGUGGACGUGGACGUGGACGUGGACGUGGACGUGGACGUGGACGUGGACGUGGACGUGGACGUGGACGUGGACAUGGACGUGGACAUGGACGUGGACGUGGACGUGGACGUGGACGUGGACAUGGACGUGGACGUGGACAUGGACGUGGACGUGGACAUGGACGUGGACGUGGACGUGGACGUGGACAUGGACGUGGACGUGGACGUGGACGUGGACAUGGACGUGGACAUGGACGUGGACAUGGACAUGGACGUGGACAUGGACAUGGACGUGGACGUGGACGUGGACGUGGACGUGGACGUGGACGUGGACGUGGACGUGGACGUGGACAUGGACGUGGACAUGGACGUGGACAUGGACGUGGACAUGGACGUGGACGUGGACAUGGACGUGGACGUGGACUGGACGUGGACGUGGACGUGGACGUGGACGUGGACGUGGACGUGGACGUGGACCUGGACGUGGACGUGGACGUGGACGUGGACAUGGACGUGGACGUGGACAUGGACGUGGACGUGGACGUGGACAUGGACGUGGACGUGGACGUGGACGUGGACGUGGACGUGGACGUGGACGUGGACGUGGACGUGGACGUGGACGUGGACAUGGACGUGGACGUGGACGUGGACGUGGACGUGGACGUGGACAUGGACGUGGACGUGGACGUGGAAAUGGACGUGGACGUGGACGUGGACAUGGACAUGGACGUGGACGUGGACGUGGACGUGGACGUGGACGUGGACAUGGACGUGGACAUGGACAUGGACGUGGACGUGGACGUGGACGUGGACAUGGACGUGGACUGGACGUGGACGUGGACGUGGACAUGGACGUGGACAUGGACGUGGACGUGGACAUGGACAUGGACGUGGACGUGGACGUGGACGUGGACGUGGACAUGGACGUGGACGUGGACGUGGACGUGGACGUGGACGUGGACGUGGACAUGGACGUGGACGUGGACAUGGACGUGGACGUGGACAUGGACGUGGACGUGGACAUGGACGUGGACGUGGACAUGGACGUGGACGUGGACGUGGACGUGGACGUGGACGUGGACGUGGACGUGGACAUGGACGUGGACGUGGACGUGGACGUGGACAUGGACGUGGACGUGGACGUGGACAUGGACGUGGACGUGGACAUGGACGUGGACGUGGACGUGGACGUGGACGUGGACAUGGACGUGGACGUGGACGUGGACGUGGACGUGGACGUGGACGUGGACGUGGACGUGGACAUGGACGUGGACGUGGACGUGGACGUGGACGUGGACGUGGACAUGGACGUGGACGUGGACGUGGACAUGGACGUGGACGUGGACAUGGACGUGGACGUGGACAUGGACGUGGACGUGGACGUGGACAUGGACGUGGACGUGGACGUGGACGUGGACAUGGACGUGGACAUGGACAUGGACAUGGACGUGGACAUGGACAUGGACGUGGACGUGGACGUGGACGUGGACGUGGACGUGGACGUGGACGUGGACGUGGACGUGGACGUGGACAUGGACGUGGACGUGGACGUGGACAUGGACGUGGACAUGGACAUGGACAUGGACGUGGACGUGGACGUGGACGUGGACGUGGACGUGGACGUGACGUGGACGUGGACGUGGACGUGGACGUGGACGUGGACGUGGACGUGGACAUGGACGUGGACGUGGACAUGGACGUGGACGUGGACGUGGACAUGGACGUGGACGUGGACGUGGACGUGGACGUGGACAUGGACGUGGACGUGGACAUGGACGUGGACGUGGACGUGGACGUGGACGUGGACGUGGACGUGGACGUGGACGUGGACGUGGACGUGGACGUGGACGUGGACGUGGACGUGGACGUGGACAUGGACGUGGACGUGGACAUGGACGUGGACGUGGACGUGGACAUGGACGUGGACGUGGACGUGGACGUGGACGUGGACGUGGACGUGGACGUGGACGUGGACGUGGACGUGGACGUGGACAUGGACGUGGACGUGGACGUGGACGUGGACGUGGACGUGGACAUGGACGUGGACGUGGACGUGGACAUGGACGUGGACGUGGACGUGGACAUGGACGUGGACGUGGACGUGGACGUGGACGUGGACGUGGACGUGGACAUGGACGUGGACAUGGACAUGGACGUGGACGUGGACGUGGACGUGGACAUGGACGUGGACUGGACGUGGACGUGGACAUGGACGUGGACAUGGACGUGGACGUGGACAUGGACAUGGACGUGGACGUGGACGUGGACGUGGACGUGGACAUGGACGUGGACGUGGACGUGGACGUGGACGUGGACGUGGACGUGGACGUGGACGUGGACAUGGACGUGGACGUGGACAUGGACGUGGACGUGGACAUGGACGUGGACGUGGACAUGGACGUGGACGUGGACAUGGACGUGGACGUGGACGUGGACGUGGACGUGGACGUGGACGUGGACGUGGACAUGGACGUGGACGUGGACGUGGACGUGGACAUGGACGUGGACGUGGACGUGGACAUGGACGUGGACGUGGACAUGGACGUGGACGUGGACGUGGACGUGGACGUGGACAUGGACGUGGACGUGGACGUGGACGUGGACGUGGACGUGGACGUGGACGUGGACGUGGACAUGGACGUGGACGUGGACGUGGACGUGGACGUGGACGUGGACAUGGACGUGGACGUGGACGUGGACAUGGACGUGGACGUGGACAUGGACGUGGACGUGGACAUGGACGUGGACGUGGACGUGGACAUGGACGUGGACGUGGACGUGGACGUGGACAUGGACGUGGACGUGGACGUGGACAUGGACGUGGACGUGGACAUGGACGUGGACGUGGACGUGGACGUGGACGUGGACGUGGACGUGGACGUGGACGUGGACGUGGACGUGGACAUGGACGUGGACGUGGACGUGGACAUGGACGUGGACAUGGACGUGGACGUGGACGUGGACAUGGACGUGGACGUGGACGUGGACGUGGACGUGACGUGGACGUGGACGUGGACGUGGACGUGGACGUGGACGUGGACGUGGAAUGGACGUGGACGUGGACAUGGACGUGGACGUGGACGUGGACAUGGACGUGGACGUGGACGUGGACGUGGACGUGGACGUGGACGUGGACGUGGACGUGGACGUGGACGUGGACAUGGACGUGGACGUGGACGUGGACGUGGACGUGGACGUGGACAUGGACGUGGACGUGGACGUGGACAUGGACGUGGACGUGGACGUGGACGUGGACAUGGACGUGGACGUGGACGUGGACGUGGACGUGGACGUGGACGUGGACGUGGACGUGGACGUGGACUGGACGUGGACGUGGACGUGGACGUGGACAUGGACGUGGACUGGACGUGGACGUGGACAUGGACGUGGACAUGGACGUGGACGUGGACAUGGACAUGGACGUGGACGUGGACGUGGACGUGGACGUGGACAUGGACGUGGACGUGGACGUGGACGUGGACGUGGACGUGGACGUGGACGUGGACAUGGACGUGGACGUGGACAUGGACGUGGACGUGGACAUGGACGUGGACGUGGACAUGGACGUGGACGUGGACAUGGACGUGGACGUGGACGUGGACGUGGACGUGGACGUGGACGUGGACGUGGACAUGGACGUGGACGUGGACGUGGACGUGGACAUGGACGUGGACGUGGACGUGGACAUGGACGUGGACGUGGACAUGGACGUGGACGUGGACGUGGACGUGGACGUGGACAUGGACGUGGACGUGGACGUGGACGUGGACGUGGACGUGGACGUGGACGUGGACGUGGACAUGGACGUGGACGUGGACGUGGACGUGGACGUGGACGUGGACAUGGACGUGGACGUGGACGUGGACAUGGACGUGGACAUGGACGUGGACGUGGACAUGGACGUGGACAUGGACGUGGACGUGGACGUGGACAUGGACGUGGACGUGGACGUGGACGUGGACAUGGACGUGGACAUGGACAUGGACAUGGACGUGGACAUGGACAUGGACGUGGACGUGGACGUGGACGUGGACGUGGACGUGGACGUGGACGUGGACGUGGACGUGGACGUGGACAUGGACGUGGACGUGGACGUGGACAUGGACGUGGACAUGGACGUGGACGUGGACGUGGACAUGGACGUGGACGUGGACGUGGACGUGGACGUGACGUGGACGUGGACGUGGACGUGGACGUGGACAUGGACGUGGACGUGGACGUGGACGUGGACGUGGACGUGGAAUGGACGUGGACGUGGACGUGGACAUGGACGUGGACGUGGACGUGGACAUGGACGUGGACGUGGACGUGGACGUGGACGUGGACGUGGACGUGGACGUGGACGUGGACGUGGACGUGGACAUGGACGUGGACGUGGACAUGGACGUGGACGUGGACAUGGACGUGGACGUGGACAUGGACGUGGACGUGGACACGGGACGUGGACGUGGACGUGGACGUGGACGUGGACGUGGACGUGGACAUGGACGUGGACGUGGACAUGGACGUGGACGUGGACGUGGACGUGGACGUGGACGUGGACAUGGACGUGGACAUGGACGUGGACAUGGACGUGGACGUGGACAUGGACGUGGACAUGGACGUGGACGUGGACGUGGACAUGGACGUGGACAUGGACGUGGACAUGGACGUGGACAUGGACGUGGACGUGGACGUGGACGUGGACAUGGACGUGGACGUGGACGUGGACAUGGACGUGGACAUGGACGUGGACAUGGACGUGGACAUGGACGUGGACAUGGACGUGGACGUGGACGUGGACAUGGACGUGGACGUGGACGUGGACAUGGACGUGGACGUGGACGUGGACGUGGACGUGGACGUGGACGUGGACGUGGACGUGGACGUGGACGUGGACGUGGACGUGGACGUGGACAUGGACGUGGACGUGGACAUGGACGUGGACGUGGACGUGGACAUGGACGUGGACGUGGACACGGACGUGGACAUGGACGUGGACGUGGACAUGGACGUGGACGUGGACGUGGACAUGGACGUGGACGUGGACGUGGACGUGGACGUGGACGUGGACGUGGACGUGGACAUGGACGUGGACAUGGACGUGGACAUGGACGUGGACGUGGACGUGGACGUGGACAUGGACGUGGACGUGGACGUGGACGUGGACGUGGACGUGGACGUGGACGUGGACGUGGACGUGGACAUGGACGUGGACGUGGACGUGGACGUGGACGUGGACGUGGACGUGGACAUGGACGUGGACGUGGACGUGGACGUGGACAUGGACGUGGACAUGGACGUGGACGUGGACAUGGACGUGGACGUGGACGUGGACGUGGACAUGGACGUGGACGUGGACGUGGACGUGGACGUGGACGUGGACGUGGACGUGGACGUGGACGUGGACGUGGACGUGGACGUGGACGUGGACAUGGACGUGGACGUGGACGUGGACGUGGACAUGGACGUGGACGUGGACAUGGACGUGGACGUGGACGUGGACGUGGACAUGGACGUGGACGUGGACGUGGACGUGGACGUGGACGUGGACGUGGACGUGGACGUGGACGUGGACGUGGACGUGGACAUGGACGUGGACAUGGACGUGGACGUGGACGUGGACGUGGACAUGGACGUGGACAUGGACGUGGACGUGGACGUGGACGUGGACGUGGACGUGGACGUGGACGUGGACGUGGACAUGGACGUGGACGUGGACGUGGACGUGGACGUGGACAUGGACGUGGACGUGGACGUGGACAUGGACGUGGACGUGGACGUGGACAUGGACGUGGACAUGGACGUGGACGUGGACGUGGACGUGGACGUGGACGUGGACGUGGACGUGGACGUGGACGUGGACGUGGACGUGGACGUGGACGUGGACGUGGACGUGGACGUGGACGUGGACAUGGACGUGGACGUGGACGUGGACAUGGACGUGGACAUGGACGUGGACAUGGACGUGGACGUGGACGUGGACGUGGACGUGGACGUGGACGUGGACGUGGACGUGGACGUGGACGUGGACAUGGACGUGGACGUGGACGUGGACGUGGACAUGGACGUGGACAUGGACAUGGACGUGGACAUGGACGUGGACGUGGACGUGGACGUGGACAUGGACGUGGACAUGGACGUGGACGUGGACAUGGACGUGGACAUGGACGUGGACAUGGACGUGGACAUGGACGUGGACGUGGACGUGGACGUGGACGUGGACGUGGACGUGGACGUGGACGUGGACGUGGACGUGGACGUGGACGUGGACGUGGACGUGGACAUGGACGUGGACGUGGACGUGGACAUGGACAUGGACGUGGACGUGGACGUGGACGUGGACGUGGACGUGGACAUGGACGUGGACAUGGACAUGGACGUGGACGUGGACGUGGACGUGGACGUGGACGUGGACGUGGACGUGGACAUGGACGUGGACGUGGACGUGGACAUGGACGUGGACGUGGACGUGGACGUGGACGUGGACGUGGACGUGGACGUGGACGUGGACGUGGACAUGGACGUGGACGUGGACGUGGACGUGGACGUGGACAUGGACGUGGACGUGGACGUGGAAUGGACGUGGACGUGGACGUGGACAUGGACAUGGACGUGGACGUGGACGUGGACAUGGACGUGGACGUGGACGUGGACGUGGACGUGGACGUGGACGUGGACGUGGACGUGGACGUGGACGUGGACAUGGACGUGGACAUGGACGUGGACUUGGACGUGGACGUGGACAUGGACGUGGACGUGGACAUGGACGUGGACGUGGACGUGGACGUGGACGUGGACGUGGACGUGGACAUGGACGUGGACGUGGACGUGGACGUGGACGUGGACGUGGACGUGGACGUGGACGUGGACGUGGACGUGGACGUGGACGUGGACAUGGACGUGGACAUGGACGUGGACGUGGACGUGGACGUGGACGUGGACGUGGACGUGGACGUGGACGUGGACGUGGACGUGGACGUGGACGUGGACGUGGACGUGGACAUGGACGUGGACGUGGACGUGGACGUGGACGUGGACGUGGACAUGGACAUGGACGUGGACGUGGACGUGGACAUGGACGUGGACGUGGACGUGGACGUGGACAUGGACGUGGACGUGGACAUGGACAUGGACGUGGACGUGGACGUGGACAUGGACGUGGACGUGGACGUGGACGUGGACGUGGACGUGGACGUGGACGUGGACGUGGACAUGGACGUGGACGUGGACGUGGACGUGGACGUGGACGUGGACGUGGACGUGGACGUGGACGUGGACGUGGACGUGGACGUGGACGUGGACGUGGACGUGGACAUGGACGUGGACGUGGACGUGGACGUGGACGUGGACGUGGACGUGGACGUGGACGUGGACGUGGACAUGGACGUGGACGUGGACAUGGACGUGGACGUGGACAUGGACGUGGACGUGGACGUGGACGUGGACGUGGACGUGGACGUGGACGUGGACGUGGACAUGGACGUGGACAUGGACGUGGACGUGGACGUGGACGUGGACGUGGACGUGGACGUGGACGUGGACGUGGACGUGGACGUGGACGUGGACAUGGACGUGGACAUGGACGUGGACGUGGACAUGGACGUGGACGUGGACGUGGACGUGGACGUGGACAUGGACGUGGACAUGGACGUGGACGUGGACGUGGACAUGGACGUGGACGUGGACGUGGACGUGGACGUGGACGUGGACGUGGACGUGGACGUGGACGUGGACGUGGACGUGGACGUGGACGUGGACGUGGACAUGGACGUGGACGUGGACGUGGACGUGGACGUGGACGUGGACGUGGACGUGGACGUGGACGUGGACGUGGACGUGGACGUGGACGUGGACGUGGACGUGGACGUGGACGUGGACGUGGACGUGGACGUGGACGUGGACAUGGACGUGGACGUGGACAUGGACGUGGACGUGGACAUGGACGUGGACGUGGACGUGGACAUGGACGUGGACGUGGACAUGGACGUGGACAUGGACGUGGACGUGGACGUGGACAUGGACGUGGACGUGGACGUGGACGUGGACGUGGACGUGGACGUGGACGUGGACAUGGACGUGGACAUGGACGUGGACAUGGACGUGGACGUGGACAUGGACGUGGACAUGGACGUGGACGUGGACGUGGACGUGGACGUGGACGUGGACGUGGACGUGGACGUGGACGUGGACGUGGACAUGGACGUGGACGUGGACGUGGACGUGGACGUGGACAUGGACGUGGACAUGGACGUGGACAUGGACGUGGACGUGGACAUGGACGUGGACGUGGACGUGGACGUGGACAUGGACGUGGACGUGGACGUGGACGUGGACGUGGACAUGGACGUGGACGUGGACGUGGACGUGGACGUGGACGUGGACGUGGACGUGGACGUGGACGUGGACGUGGACGUGGACGUGGACGUGGACGUGGACGUGGACAUGGACGUGGACGUGGACGUGGACGUGGACGUGGACGUGGACGUGGACGUGGACUUGGACGUGGACGUGGACGUGGACGUGGACAUGGACGUGGACGUGGACGUGGACGUGGACGUGGACGUGGACAUGGACGUGGACAUGGACGUGGACAUGGACGUGGACGUGGACGUGGACAUGGACGUGGACGUGGACGUGGACAUGGACGUGGACAUGGACGUGGACGUGGACGUGGACGUGGACGUGGACGUGGACGUGGACGUGGACGUGGACGUGGACGUGGACGUGGACGUGGACGUGGACGUGGACGUGGACGUGGACGUGGACAUGGACGUGGACGUGGACGUGGACAUGGACGUGGACAUGGACGUGGACAUGGACGUGGACAUGGACGUGGACGUGGACGUGGACGUGGACGUGGACGUGGACGUGGACGUGGACGUGGACGUGGACAUGGACGUGGACGUGGACGUGGACGUGGACAUGGACGUGGACAUGGACAUGGACGUGGACAUGGACGUGGACGUGGACGUGGACGUGGACAUGGACGUGGACGUGGACGUGGACGUGGACAUGGACGUGGACUGGACGUGGACAUGGACGUGGACAUGGACGUGGACGUGGACGUGGACGUGGACGUGGACGUGGACGUGGACGUGGACGUGGACGUGGACGUGGACGUGGACGUGGACGUGGACGUGGACAUGGACGUGGACGUGGACGUGGACGUGGACAUGGACGUGGACGUGGACGUGGACGUGGACGUGGACGUGGACAUGGACGUGGACGUGGACGUGGACGUGGACGUGGACGUGGACGUGGACGUGGACGUGGACGUGGACAUGGACGUGGACGUGGACGUGGACAUGGACGUGGACGUGGACGUGGACGUGGACGUGGACGUGGACGUGGACGUGGACGUGGACUGGACGUGGACGUGGACGUGGACGUGGACAUGGACGUGGACGUGGACGUGGACAUGGACGUGGACGUGGACGUGGACGUGGACGUGGACGUGGACAUGGACGUGGACGUGGACGUGGACGUGGACGUGGACGUGGACGUGGACGUGGACGUGGACGUGGACGUGGACAUGGACGUGGACAUGGACGUGGACGUGGACGUGGACGUGGACAUGGACGUGGACGUGGACAUGGACGUGGACGUGGACGUGGACGUGGACGUGGACGUGGACGUGGACGUGGACAUGGACGUGGACAUGGACGUGGACGUGGACGUGGACGUGGACGUGGACGUGGACGUGGACGUGGACGUGGACGUGGACGUGGACAUGGACGUGGACAUGGACGUGGACGUGGACGUGGACGUGGACGUGGACGUGGACGUGGACGUGGACGUGGACGUGGACGUGGACGUGGACGUGGACGUGGACGUGGACGUGGACGUGGACGUGGACAUGGACGUGGACGUGGACGUGGACGUGGACGUGGACGUGGACGUGGACGUGGACGUGGACGUGGACGUGGACGUGGACAUGGACGUGGACGUGGACGUGGACGUGGACGUGGACAUGGACGUGGACGUGGACGUGGACAUGGACGUGGACGUGGACGUGGACAUGGACGUGGACGUGGACGUGGACGUGGACGUGGACGUGGACAUGGACGUGGACGUGGACGUGGACGUGGACGUGGACGUGGACGUGGACGUGGACGUGGACGUGGACGUGGACGUGGACGUGGACGUGGACGUGGACGUGGACGUGGACGUGGACGUGGACGUGGACGUGGACGUGGACGUGGACAUGGACGUGGACGUGGACAUGGACGUGGACGUGGACAUGGACGUGGACAUGGACGUGGACGUGGACGUGGACAUGGACGUGGACGUGGACGUGGACGUGGACGUGGACGUGGACGUGGACGUGGACGUGGACGUGGACGUGGACGUGGACGUGGACAUGGACGUGGACGUGGACAUGGACGUGGACGUGGACGUGGACGUGGACGUGGACGUGGACGUGGACAUGGACGUGGACGUGGACAUGGACGUGGACAUGGACAUGGACGUGGACGUGGACGUGGACGUGGACGUGGACAUGGACGUGGACGUGGACGUGGACGUGGACGUGGACGUGGACAUGGACGUGGACGUGGACGUGGACAUGGACGUGGACGUGGACGUGGACGUGGACGUGGACGUGGACAUGGACGUGGACAUGGACGUGGACGUGGACGUGGACGUGGACAUGGACGUGGACGUGGACGUGGACAUGGACGUGGACGUGGACGUGGACGUGGACAUGGACGUGGACGUGGACGUGGACAUGGACAUGGACGUGGACGUGGACGUGGACGUGGACAUGGACGUGGACAUGGACGUGGACGUGGACGUGGACGUGGACGUGGACGUGGACGUGGACAUGGACGUGGACGUGGACGUGGACAUGGACGUGGACGUGGACGUGGACGUGGACGUGGACGUGGACGUGGACGUGGACGUGGACGUGGACGUGGACGUGGACGUGGACGUGGACGUGGACGUGGACGUGGACGUGGACGUGGACGUGGACGUGGACGUGGACGUGGACGUGGACGUGGACGUGGACGUGGACGUGGACGUGGACGUGGACGUGGACGUGGACGUGGACGUGGACGUGGACAUGGACGUGGACGUGGACAUGGACGUGGACGUGGACAUGGACGUGGACAUGGACGUGGACGUGGACGUGGACGUGGACGUGGACGUGGACGUGGACGUGGACGUGGACGUGGACGUGGACGUGGACAUGGACGUGGACGUGGACAUGGACGUGGACGUGGACAUGGACGUGGACGUGGACAUGGACGUGGACGUGGACGUGGACGUGGACGUGGACAUGGACGUGGACGUGGACGUGGACGUGGACGUGGACGUGGACGUGGACGUGGACGUGGACGUGGACGUGGACGUGGACGUGGACAUGGACGUGGACAUGGACGUGGACGUGGACGUGGACGUGGACGUGGACGUGGACGUGGACGUGGACGUGGACGUGGACGUGGACGUGGACGUGGACGUGGACGUGGACGUGGACGUGGACGUGGACGUGGACGUGGACAUGGACAUGGACGUGGACGUGGACGUGGACAUGGACGUGGACGUGGACGUGGACGUGGACGUGGACAUGGACGUGGACGUGGACAUGGACAUGGACGUGGACGUGGACAUGGACAUGGACGUGGACGUGGACGUGGACGUGGACGUGGACGUGGACGUGGACGUGGACGUGGACGUGGACGUGGACAUGGACGUGGACGUGGACGUGGACGUGGACGUGGACGUGGACGUGGACGUGGACGUGGACGUGGACGUGGACGUGGACGUGGACGUGGACGUGGACGUGGACGUGGACGUGGACGUGGACAUGGACGUGGACGUGGACAUGGACGUGGACGUGGACAUGGACGUGGACAUGGACGUGGACGUGGACGUGGACAUGGACGUGGACGUGGACGUGGACGUGGACGUGGACGUGGACGUGGACGUGGACGUGGACGUGGACGUGGACGUGGACGUGGACAUGGACGUGGACGUGGACAUGGACGUGGACGUGGACGUGGACGUGGACGUGGACGUGGACAUGGACGUGGACGUGGACAUGGACGUGGACGUGGACAUGGACGUGGACGUGGACGUGGACGUGGACAUGGACGUGGACGUGGACGUGGACGUGGACGUGGACGUGGACGUGGACGUGGACGUGGACGUGGACGUGGACGUGGACGUGGACGUGGACAUGGACGUGGACGUGGACGUGGACGUGGACAUGGACGUGGACGUGGACGUGGACGUGGACGUGGACGUGGACGUGGACGUGGACGUGGACAUGGACGUGGACGUGGACGUGGACGUGGACAUGGACGUGGACGUGGACGUGGACGUGGACGUGGACGUGGACGUGGACGUGGACGUGGACGUGGACGUGGACGUGGACGUGGACAUGGACGUGGACGUGGACGUGGACAUGGACGUGGACAUGGACGUGGACAUGGACGUGGACGUGGACGUGGACGUGGACGUGGACGUGGACGUGGACAUGGACGUGGACGUGGACGUGGACGUGGACAUGGACGUGGACAUGGACGUGGACGUGGACGUGGACGUGGACGUGGACGUGGACGUGGACGUGGACGUGGACGUGGACGUGGACGUGGACGUGGACGUGGACAUGGACGUGGACGUGGACGUGGACAUGGACGUGGACGUGGACGUGGACGUGGACGUGGACGUGGACGUGGACGUGGACGUGGACGUGGACGUGGACGUGGACGUGGACGUGGACGUGGACGUGGACGUGGACGUGGACGUGGACGUGGACGUGGACGUGGACGUGGACGUGGACGUGGACGUGGACGUGGACGUGGACGUGGACGUGGACGUGGACGUGGACGUGGACGUGGACGUGGACGUGGACGUGGACGUGGACGUGGACGUGGACGUGGACGUGGACGUGGACGUGGACGUGGACGUGGACGUGGACGUGGACGUGGACGUGGACGUGGACGUGGACGUGGACGUGGACGUGGACGUGGACGUGGACGUGGACGUGGACGUGGACGUGGACGUGGACGUGGACGUGGACGUGGACGUGGACGUGGACGUGGACGUGGACGUGGACGUGGACGUGGACGUGGACGUGGACGUGGACGUGGACGUGGACAUGGACGUGGACGUGGACGUGGACGUGGACGUGGACAUGGACGUGGACGUGGACAUGGACAUGGACGUGGACGUGGACGUGGACGUGGACGUGGACGUGGACGUGGACGUGGACAUGGACGUGGACAUGGACGUGGACGUGGACGUGGACGUGGACGUGGACGUGGACGUGGACGUGGACGUGGACGUGGACGUGGACGUGGACGUGGACGUGGACGUGGACGUGGACGUGGACGUGGACGUGGACAUGGACGUGGACGUGGACGUGGACGUGGACGUGGACAUGGACGUGGACAUGGACGUGGACGUGGACGUGGACAUGGACGUGGACGUGGACGUGGACGUGGACGUGGACGUGGACGUGGACGUGGACGUGGACGUGGACGUGGACGUGGACGUGGACGUGGACGUGGACGUGGACAUGGACGUGGACGUGGACGUGGACGUGGACGUGGACGUGGACAUGGACGUGGACGUGGACGUGGACAUGGACGUGGACAUGGACGUGGACGUGGACGUGGACGUGGACGUGGACAUGGACGUGGACGUGGACGUGGACGUGGACGUGGACGUGGACGUGGACGUGGACGUGGACGUGGACGUGGACGUGGACAUGGACGUGGACAUGGACGUGGACGUGGACGUGGACGUGGACGUGGACGUGGACGUGGACGUGGACGUGGACGUGGACGUGGACGUGGACGUGGACGUGGACAUGGACGUGGACGUGGACGUGGACGUGGACAUGGACGUGGACGUGGACGUGGACGUGGACGUGGACGUGGACGUGGACGUGGACGUGGACGUGGACGUGGACGUGGACGUGGACGUGGACAUGGACGUGGACGUGGACAUGGACGUGGACAUGGACGUGGACAUGGACGUGGACGUGGACGUGGACGUGGACGUGGACAUGGACGUGGACGUGGACGUGGACAUGGACGUGGACGUGGACGUGGACAUGGACGUGGACAUGGACGUGGACGUGGACGUGGACGUGGACGUGGACGUGGACGUGGACGUGGACGUGGACGUGGACGUGGACAUGGACGUGGACGUGGACGUGGACAUGGACGUGGACGUGGACGUGGACGUGGACGUGGACGUGGACGUGGACGUGGACGUGGACGUGGACGUGGACGUGGACGUGGACGUGGACGUGGACGUGGACGUGGACGUGGACGUGGACGUGGACGUGGACGUGGACGUGGACGUGGACGUGGACGUGGACGUGGACGUGGACGUGGACGUGGACGUGGACGUGGACGUGGACGUGGACGUGGACGUGGACGUGGACGUGGACGUGGACGUGGACGUGGACGUGGACAUGGACGUGGACGUGGACGUGGACGUGGACGUGGACGUGGACGUGGACGUGGACGUGGACGUGGACGUGGACGUGGACGUGGACGUGGACGUGGACGUGGACGUGGACGUGGACGUGGACGUGGACGUGGACGUGGACGUGGACGUGGACGUGGACGUGGACGUGGACGUGGACGUGGACGUGGACGUGGACGUGGACGUGGACGUGGACGUGGACGUGGACGUGGACGUGGACGUGGACGUGGACGUGGACGUGGACAUGGACGUGGACGUGGACGUGGACGUGGACGUGGACGUGGACGUGGACGUGGACGUGGACGUGGACGUGGACGUGGACGUGGACGUGGACGUGGACGUGGACGUGGACGUGGACGUGGACAUGGACGUGGACGUGGACGUGGACGUGGACGUGGACGUGGACGUGGACGUGGACGUGGACGUGGACAUGGACGUGGACGUGGACGUGGACGUGGACGUGGACGUGGACGUGGACGUGGACGUGGACGUGGACGUGGACGUGGACGUGGACGUGGACGUGGACGUGGACGUGGACGUGGACGUGGACGUGGACGUGGACGUGGACGUGGACGUGGACGUGGACGUGGACGUGGACGUGGACGUGGACGUGGACGUGGACGUGGACGUGGACGUGGACAUGGACGUGGACGUGGACGUGGACGUGGACGUGGACGUGGACGUGGACAUGGACGUGGACGUGGACGUGGACGUGGACGUGGACGUGGACGUGGACGUGGACGUGGACGUGGACGUGGACGUGGACGUGGACGUGGACGUGGACGUGGACGUGGACGUGGACGUGGACGUGGACGUGGACGUGGACGUGGACGUGGACGUGGACGUGGACGUGGACGUGGACAUGGACGUGGACGUGGACGUGGACGUGGACGUGGACGUGGACGUGGACGUGGACGUGGACGUGGACGUGGACGUGGACAUGGACGUGGACGUGGACGUGGACGUGGACGUGGACGUGGACGUGGACGUGGACGUGGACAUGGACGUGGACGUGGACGUGGACGUGGACGUGGACGUGGACGUGGACGUGGACGUGGACGUGGACGUGGACGUGGACGUGGACGUGGACGUGGACGUGGACGUGGACGUGGACGUGGACGUGGACGUGGACGUGGACGUGGACGUGGACGUGGACGUGGACGUGGACGUGGACAUGGACGUGGACGUGGACGUGGACGUGGACGUGGACGUGGACGUGGACGUGGACGUGGACGUGGACGUGGACGUGGACGUGGACGUGGACGUGGACGUGGACGUGGACGUGGACGUGGACGUGGACGUGGACGUGGACGUGGACGUGGACGUGGACGUGGACGUGGACGUGGACGUGGACGUGGACAUGGACGUGGACGUGGACGUGGACGUGGACGUGGACGUGGACAUGGACGUGGACGUGGACGUGGACGUGGACGUGGACGUGGACGUGGACGUGGACGUGGACGUGGACGUGGACGUGGACGUGGACGUGGACGUGGACGUGGACGUGGACGUGGACGUGGACGUGGACGUGGACGUGGACGUGGACGUGGACGUGGACGUGGACGUGGACGUGGACGUGGACGUGGACGUGGACGUGGACGUGGACGUGGACGUGGACAUGGACGUGGACGUGGACGUGGACAUGGACGUGGACGUGGACGUGGACGUGGACGUGGACGUGGACGUGGACAUGGACGUGGACGUGGACGUGGACGUGGACGUGGACGUGGACGUGGACGUGGACGUGGACGUGGACGUGGACGUGGACGUGGACGUGGACGUGGACGUGGACGUGGACGUGGACGGACGUGGACGUGGACGUGGACGUGGACGUGGACGUGGACGUGGACGUGGACGUGGACGUGGACGUGGACGUGGACGUGGACGUGGACGUGGACGUGGACGUGGACGUGGACGUGGACGUGGACGUGGACGUGGACGUGGACGUGGACGUGGACGUGGACGUGGACGUGGACGUGGACGUGGACGUGGACGUGGACGUGGACGUGGACGUGGACGUGGACGUGGACGUGGACGUGGACGUGGACGUGGACGUGGACGUGGACGUGGACGUGGACGUGGACGUGGACGUGGACGUGGACGUGGACGUGGACGUGGACGUGGACGUGGACGUGGACAUGGACGUGGACGUGGACGUGGACGUGGACGUGGACGUGGACAUGGACGUGGACGUGGACGUGGACGUGGACGUGGACGUGGACGUGGACGUGGACGUGGACAUGGACGUGGACGUGGACGUGGACGUGGACGUGGACGUGGACGUGGACGUGGACGUGGACGUGGACGUGGACGUGGACGUGGACGUGGACGUGGACGUGGACGUGGACGUGGACGUGGACGUGGACGUGGACGUGGACGUGGACGUGGACAUGGACGUGGACAUGGACGUGGACGUGGACGUGGACGUGGACGUGGACGUGGACAUGGACGUGGACGUGGACGUGGACAUGGACGUGGACGUGGACGUGGACAUGGACGUGGACAUGGACGUGGACGUGGACGUGGACGUGGACGUGGACGUGGACGUGGACGUGGACGUGGACGUGGACGUGGACAUGGACGUGGACGUGGACGUGGACGUGGACGUGGACGUGGACGUGGACGUGGACGUGGACGUGGACGUGGACGUGGACGUGGACGUGGACGUGGACGUGGACGUGGACGUGGACGUGGACGUGGACGUGGACGUGGACGUGGACGUGGACGUGGACGUGGACGUGGACGUGGACGUGGACGUGGACGUGGACGUGGACGUGGACGUGGACGUGGACGUGGACGUGGACGUGGACGUGGACGUGGACAUGGACGUGGACGUGGACGUGGACGUGGACGUGGACGUGGACGUGGACGUGGACGUGGACGUGGACGUGGACGUGGACGUGGACGUGGACGUGGACGUGGACGUGGACGUGGACGUGGACGUGGACGUGGACGUGGACGUGGACGUGGACGUGGACGUGGACGUGGACGUGGACAUGGACGUGGACGUGGACGUGGACGUGGACGUGGACGUGGACGUGGACGUGGACAUGGACGUGGACGUGGACGUGGACGUGGACGUGGACGUGGACGUGGACGUGGACGUGGACGUGGACGUGGACGUGGACGUGGACGUGGACAUGGACGUGGACGUGGACGUGGACGUGGACGUGGACGUGGACGUGGACGUGGACGUGGACGUGGACGUGGACGUGGACGUGGACGUGGACGUGGACGUGGACAUGGACGUGGACGUGGACGUGGACGUGGACGUGGACGUGGACGUGGACGUGGACGUGGACGUGGACAUGGACGUGGACGUGGACGUGGACGUGGACGUGGACGUGGACGUGGACGUGGACGUGGACGUGGACGUGGACGUGGACAUGGACGUGGACAUGGACGUGGACGUGGACGUGGACGUGGACGUGGACGUGGACGUGGACGUGGACGUGGACGUGGACGUGGACGUGGACGUGGACGUGGACGUGGACGUGGACGUGGACGUGGACGUGGACAUGGACGUGGACGUGGACAUGGACGUGGACGUGGACAUGGACGUGGACAUGGACGUGGACGUGGACGUGGACAUGGACGUGGACGUGGACGUGGACGUGGACGUGGACGUGGACGUGGACGUGGACGUGGACGUGGACGUGGACGUGGACGUGGACAUGGACGUGGACGUGGACAUGGACGUGGACGUGGACGUGGACGUGGACGUGGACGUGGACGUGGACAUGGACGUGGACGUGGACGUGGACAUGGACGUGGACAUGGACAUGGACGUGGACGUGGACGUGGACGUGGACGUGGACAUGGACGUGGACGUGGACGUGGACGUGGACGUGGACAUGGACGUGGACGUGGACGUGGACAUGGACGUGGACGUGGACGUGGACGUGGACGUGGACGUGGACAUGGACGUGGACAUGGACGUGGACGUGGACGUGGACGUGGACGUGGACGUGGACGUGGACGUGGACAUGGACGUGGACGUGGACGUGGACAUGGACAUGGACGUGGACGUGGACGUGGACGUGGACGUGGACAUGGACGUGGACGUGGACAUGGACGUGGACGUGGACGUGGACGUGGACGUGGACGUGGACGUGGACGUGGACGUGGACGUGGACGUGGACGUGGACGUGGACGUGGACGUGGACGUGGACGUGGACAUGGACGUGGACAUGGACGUGGACGUGGACGUGGACGUGGACAUGGACGUGGACGUGGACGUGGACGUGGACGUGGACGUGGACGUGGACGUGGACGUGGACAUGGACGUGGACGUGGACGUGGACAUGGACGUGGACGUGGACGUGGACGUGGACGUGGACGUGGACGUGGACGUGGACGUGGACGUGGACGUGGACGUGGACGUGGACGUGGACGUGGACGUGGACGUGGACGUGGACGUGGACGUGGACGUGGACAUGGACGUGGACAUGGACGUGGACGUGGACGUGGACGUGGACGUGGACGUGGACAUGGACGUGGACGUGGACGUGGACGUGGACGUGGACGUGGACAUGGACGUGGACGUGGACGUGACGUGGACAUGGACGUGGACGUGGACGUGGACGUGGACGUGGACGUGGACGUGGACGUGGACGUGGACGUGGACAUGGACGUGGACGUGGACGUGGACGUGGACGUGGACGUGGACGUGGACGUGGACGUGGACGUGGACGUGGACGUGGACGUGGACGUGGACGUGGACGUGGACGUGGACGUGGACGUGGACGUGGACGUGGACGUGGACGUGGACGUGGACGUGGACGUGGACGUGGACGUGGACGUGGACGUGGACGUGGACAUGGACGUGGACGUGGACGUGGACGUGGACGUGGACGUGGACGUGGACGUGGACGUGGACGUGGACGUGGACGUGGACGUGGACGUGGACGUGGACGUGGACGUGGACGUGGACGUGGACGUGGACGUGGACGUGGACGUGGACGUGGACGUGGACGUGGACGUGGACGUGGACGUGGACGUGGACAUGGACGUGGACGUGGACAUGGACGUGGACGUGGACGUGGACGUGGACAUGGACGUGGACGUGGACGUGGACGUGGACGUGGACGUGGACGUGGACGUGGACGUGGACUGGACGUGGACGUGGACAUGGACGUGGACGUGGACGUGGACGUGGACGUGGACGUGGACGUGGACGUGGACGUGGACGUGGACGUGGACGUGGACGUGGACGUGGACGUGGACGUGGACAUGGACGUGGACGUGGACGUGGACGUGGACGUGGACAUGGACGUGGACGUGGACGUGGACGUGGACAUGGACGUGGACGUGGACGUGGACGUGGACGUGGACGUGGACGUGGACGUGGACGUGGACGUGGACGUGGACGUGGACGUGGACGUGGACGUGGACGUGGACGUGGACGUGGACGUGGACGUGGACGUGGACGUGGACGUGGACGUGGACGUGGACGUGGACAUGGACGUGGACGUGGACAUGGACGUGGACGUGGACAUGGACGUGGACGUGGACGUGGACAUGGACAUGGACGUGGACGUGGACGUGGACGUGGACGUGGACGUGGACGUGGACGUGGACGUGGACGUGGACGUGGACGUGGACGUGGACGUGGACGUGGACAUGGACGUGGACGUGGACAUGGACGUGGACAUGGACGUGGACAUGGACGUGGACGUGGACGUGGACGUGGACGUGGACGUGGACGUGGACGUGGACGUGGACGUGGACAUGGACGUGGACGUGGACGUGGACGUGGACGUGGACGUGGACGUGGACGUGGACAUGGACGUGGACGUGGACGUGGACGUGGACGUGGACAUGGACGUGGACGUGGACGUGGACAUGGACGUGGACGUGGACGUGGACGUGGACAUGGACGUGGACGUGGACGUGGACGUGGACAUGGACGUGGACGUGGACAUGGACGUGGACGUGGACGUGGACGUGGACGUGGACGUGGACGUGGACGUGGACGUGGACGUGGACGUGGACGUGGACGUGGACGUGGACAUGGACGUGGACGUGGACGUGGACGUGGACGUGGACGUGGACAUGGACGUGGACGUGGACAUGGACGUGGACGUGGACGUGGACAUGGACAUGGACGUGGACGUGGACGUGGACGUGGACGUGGACGUGGACGUGGACGUGGACGUGGACGUGGACGUGGACGUGGACGUGGACAUGGACGUGGACGUGGACGUGGACAUGGACGUGGACAUGGACGUGGACAUGGACGUGGACGUGGACGUGGACGUGGACGUGGACGUGGACGUGGACGUGGACGUGGACAUGGACGUGGACGUGGACGUGGACGUGGACGUGGACGUGGACGUGGACAUGGACGUGGACGUGGACGUGGACGUGGACGUGGACGUGGACGUGGACGUGGACGUGGACGUGGACGUGGACGUGGACGUGGACGUGGACGUGGACAUGGACGUGGACGUGGACGUGGACGUGGACGUGGACGUGGACGUGGACGUGGACGUGGACGUGGACGUGGACGUGGACGUGGACGUGGACGUGGACGUGGACGUGGACGUGGACGUGGACGUGGACGUGGACGUGGACGUGGACGUGGACGUGGACGUGGACGUGGACGUGGACGUGGACGUGGACGUGGACGUGGACGUGGACGUGGACGUGGACGUGGACGUGGACGUGGACGUGGACGUGGACGUGGACGUGGACGUGGACGUGGACAUGGACGUGGACGUGGACAUGGACGUGGACGUGGACAUGGACGUGGACGUGGACGUGGACGUGGACGUGGACGUGGACGUGGACGUGGACGUGGACGUGGACGUGGACGUGGACGUGGACGUGGACGUGGACGUGGACGUGGACAUGGACGUGGACGUGGACGUGGACGUGGACGUGGACGUGGACGUGGACGUGGACAUGGACGUGGACGUGGACGUGGACGUGGACAUGGACGUGGACGUGGACGUGGACGUGGACGUGGACGUGGACGUGGACGUGGACGUGGACGUGGACGUGGACGUGGACGUGGACGUGGACAUGGACGUGGACGUGGACGUGGACGUGGACGUGGACGUGGACGUGGACGUGGACGUGGACGUGGACGUGGACGUGGACGUGGACGUGGACGUGGACGUGGACGUGGACGUGGACGUGGACAUGGACAUGGACGUGGACGUGGACGUGGACGUGGACGUGUGGACGUGGACGUGGACGUGGACGUGGACGUGGACGUGGACGUGGACGUGGACGUGGACGUGGACGUGGACGUGGACGUGGACGUGGACGUGGACGUGGACGUGGACGUGGACGUGGACGUGGACGUGGACGUGGACGUGGACGUGGACGUGGACGUGGACAUGGACGUGGACGUGGACGUGGACGUGGACGUGGACGUGGACGUGGACGUGGACGUGGACGUGGACAUGGACGUGACGUGGACGUGGACGUGGACGUGGACGUGGACGUGGACGUGGACGUGGACGUGGACGUGGACGUGGACGUGGACGUGGACGUGGACAUGGACGUGGACGUGGACGUGGACGUGGACAUGGACGUGGACAUGGACGUGGACGUGGACGUGGACGUGGACGUGGACGUGGACGUGGACGUGGACAUGGACGUGGACGUGGACGUGGACGUGGACGUGGACGUGGACGUGGACGUGGACGUGGACGUGGACGUGGACAUGGACGUGGACGUGGACGUGGACGUGGACGUGGACGUGGACAUGGACGUGGACGUGGACGUGGACGUGGACAUGGACGUGGACGUGGACGUGGACGUGGACGUGGACGUGGACGUGGACGUGGACGUGGACGUGGACGUGGACGUGGACGUGGACGUGGACGUGGACGUGGACGUGGACGUGGACGUGGACGUGGACGUGGACGUGGACGUGGACAUGGACGUGGACGUGGACGUGGACGUGGACGUGGACGUGGACAUGGACGUGGACGUGGACAUGGACGUGGACGUGGACGUGGACGUGGACAUGGACGUGGACGUGGACGUGGACGUGGACGUGGACGUGGACGUGGACGUGGACGUGGACGUGGACGUGGACGUGGACGUGGACGUGGACAUGGACGUGGACGUGGACGUGGACGUGGACGUGGACGUGGACGUGGACGUGGACGUGGACGUGGACGUGGACGUGGACGUGGACGUGGACGUGGACGUGGACGUGGACGUGGACGUGGACGUGGACGUGGACGUGGACGUGGACGUGGACGUGGACGUGGACGUGGACAUGGACGUGGACGUGGACGUGGACGUGGACGUGGACGUGGACGUGGACGUGGACAUGGACGUGGACGUGGACGUGGACGUGGACAUGGACGUGGACGUGGACGUGGACGUGGACAUGGACGUGGACGUGGACAUGGACGUGGACGUGGACGUGGACGUGGACGUGGACGUGGACGUGGACGUGGACGUGGACGUGGACGUGGACGUGGACGUGGACGUGGACGUGGACAUGGACGUGGACGUGGACGUGGACGUGGACGUGGACGUGGACGUGGACGUGGACGUGGACAUGGACGUGGACGUGGACGUGGACGUGGACAUGGACGUGGACGUGGACGUGGACGUGGACGUGGACGUGGACGUGGACGUGGACGUGGACGUGGACGUGGACGUGGACGUGGACAUGGACGUGGACGUGGACGUGGACGUGGACGUGGACGUGGACGUGGACAUGGACGUGGACGUGGACGUGGACGUGGACGUGGACGUGGACGUGGACGUGGACGUGGACGUGGACAUGGACGUGGACGUGGACGUGGACGUGGACGUGGACGUGGACGUGGACGUGGACGUGGACGUGGACGUGGACGUGGACGUGGACGUGGACGUGGACGUGGACGUGGACGUGGACGUGGACGUGGACGUGGACGUGGACGUGGACAUGGACGUGGACGUGGACGUGGACGUGGACGUGGACGUGGACGUGGACGUGGACGUGGACAUGGACGUGGACGUGGACGUGGACGUGGACGUGGACGUGGACGUGGACGUGGACGUGGACGUGGACGUGGACGUGGACGUGGACGUGGACGUGGACGUGGACGUGGACGUGGACGUGGACGUGGACGUGGACGUGGACGUGGACGUGGACGUGGACGUGGACGUGGACGUGGACGUGGACGUGGACGUGGACAUGGACGUGGACGUGGACGUGGACAUGGACGUGGACGUGGACAUGGACGUGGACGUGGACAUGGACGUGGACGUGGACGUGGACGUGGACGUGGACGUGGACGUGGACGUGGACGUGGACGUGGACGUGGACGUGGACGUGGACGUGGACGUGGACGUGGACGUGGACGUGGACGUGGACGUGGACGUGGACGUGGACGUGGACAUGGACGUGGACGUGGACGUGGACGUGGACGUGGACGUGGACGUGGACAUGGACGUGGACGUGGACGUGGACGUGGACGUGGACGUGGACGUGGACGUGGACGUGGACGUGGACGUGGACGUGGACGUGGACGUGGACGUGGACGUGGACGUGGACGUGGACGUGGACGUGGACGUGGACGUGA